UCGGUUACGACGACGAGGUGUUAAGUUUCUGCGUAAAGGAUAACUUGACCAGGUGGAGUCCCCAAUUACUUGGACUGACUCUUCUUCAACAGCCUGUCCACAAUGGCGGAAAAGGCUACACUCGCUUACCUACAAGGGGCCACUCUCAAGACCUUAGGUGAUGACCCUAAGGAGUUUGGGGCUGGAGAACUCUGGAAGAAUAACGGAGCUAUCAUCAUGGUGGUCCGUCGUCCAGGAUGAUCCAUGUGCAGAGAGGAAGCGCAAGCGCUGUCCUCUCUGGUGCCUUACUUUGAUGAACAUGGCUUUAACCUUUAUGCCGUUGUACACGAAGUGAUGGGCACCGAAGAAUUCAAAUCUUUUUUUUCCGGGGAAAUAUUUUUGGACGUUGAAAAAACAUUUUAUGGUCCUAAGAAACGUUGGGCAUCUUUUGCAGCACUUCUAAACCCUUUAGUAUGGAUGAAUUUAUGUAGAGCGAAAAAGAAAGGCGUAAGUGGUAACACAUCUGGAGAAGGGAGACUUUUAGGGGGAGUUUUCGUAAUUGGUCCGGCAGAAGCGGGGAUUUUGCUGGAUCAUCGAGAAAACAAGUUCGGAGACCACGUCAAGGCGGAGCUGAUCAAGUCUGUCGUGGCACAGUUCAGGGGAACAGAUAAAGACAAAGGCGGAGAAGGUACAGCAGUUGUGGAGAGUGCCGUCGAUGAACCGAAGAGUGCAUUUGGGGGCUUCUCUGACAUCACCCGUGGCGUGACCGACUCGCUGCAAGAUACAGCAUCUGGUGCAACGAGUAUGGCCAGCCAAGUGCAACAGAACGUCACGAGCGGAAUUGAGGACGCAAAGCAGAGCGCCACUGACGAGAUUGAUCGUGCCAAGUCAGGCGUGGCAGAAACUGCGAGCGAAAUGCAGCAGGACGUAGAGAGCACGGUCGCUGAAGGGAAAAAGAGCUUAGCAAGCGGUUUCGCUGAUGCACGGAAAUCAGCAACAGAUAGUUACAGCGGCGUGACUAGUUCAAUUGGUGAUGCACAGAAAAGUGCAGUGUCAGGAUUCAAUGAAGCGAAGCAAUCUGCAGUAAAAGGAUAUGGAGACGCUCGUAGCGGAGUCACAAGUACCAUCAGUGGUGCACAAGAAAGUGCAGUAUCCGGUUUCAAUGAAGCGAAGCAGUCUGCGACUCAAGGACUCGGAGAUAUUCGCAGCGGCGUAACAAGCACCAUCUCGGAUACACAGAAAAGUGCGGUCACCGGAUUCAAUGAAGCGAGACAAUCUGCUGUCAAAGGAGCCAGUGAUAUUCGCAGCGGUGUAACCAGCACCGUGUCUGAUGCACAGAAAAGUGCAGUAACAGGAUUCAAUGAAGCGAAGCAAUCUGCUGUCAAAGGAGUCGGAGAUAUCCGCAGCGGCGUAACCAGUACAGUCUCUGAUGCACAGAAAAGUGCAGUCACUGGAUUCAAUGAAGCGAAGCAAUCUGCUGUCAAAGGAGUUGGAGAUAUUCGCAGCGGCGUAACCAGUACAGUCUCUGAUGCACAGAAAAGCGCAGUCACCGGAUUCAACGAAGCAAAGCAAUCUGCGGUGCAAGGAGCCAGUGAUAUUCGCCGAGGUGUGAGCAGCACUGUGAGCGAUGCACAAAAGAGUGCAACAUCUUCAUUCAAUGAAGCAAAACAAUCGGCUGUCCAAGGGGCCGGAGAUAUUCGUAGCAGCGUUACAGGUGCGAUUAGCGAAACACAAAAAAGUGCAGCAUCUGGACUCGAUGAUGCAAAGCAGUCAGCGAUGCAAGGGUACAGUGACAUUCGUAGCGGAAUAAGCAGCACCGCCAGUGAUGCACAGAAAAGUGCAGUCACAGGAUUCAAUGAGGCACGAAAAUCUGCAACUGAUAGCAUUGGUGACAUUCGCAGUGGUGUGACCAGCUCGGUAAGCAGUGCACAGAAGAAUGUAGUAUCUGGAAUCAAUGAUGCCAAACAAUCUGCAUCCCAGGGCCUUGGUGACAUGCAGCAAAAGGUGACAGCCUCUGUUGCUGAUGUGCAACGGAGCAGCGCAUCUAGUUUUUCGUCAGCCAAGCAAGGCCUCACCUCCGGUGUUUCCAGUGCAAAGGGCAGCUUCAACACUGCCAAGGAUGAUGCGGCGAGCACUUUCUACGAUGCCAAGCAGUCUCUCGAUGACAGCGUGUCGUCAUCCAAGCAAGCAGUCUGCGAGAGUGCAAACACCGUUCGUUCAGACGCAGAUGCUGCAAAGAACCAACUAGCAAGCAGCGUCCAGUCGGCAAAGGAUCUCGGUUCAGAAACUGCAGACAAGGCGAAACAGACCACGACCACAGAGGCAGCCGGUCUUAAGGGCACUCUAGACAAGUUCACCAAGGACCUGCCUGGCAAGGAAGAUUUCCAAGAGGCCCUGGACAUGGCUAAAGAGGUCGGCAAAGAGGAAAUAAAGGAUGUUAUUGAACAAGUAAAAACCACAGCCGGGACUGCAGUAUCGGAUUAUACGACGCAGUUCACCGAUAAACUUGGUUCCUGGAGUUAAACAGACCGUGACGAUGGCAAUAAAGACAUCGUCAGUGGAAGCUGUUGAUCGGAUUAUAUCACCAUCGUCACCAUCAGCAGCAAACACACUCACACACACACACGCAUAUAGAUAUACAAGCACAUACACACAUGCAUACAUAC
Messenger RNA from Octopus sinensis (East Asian common octopus), 2645 nucleotides. Its product is annotated as perilipin-4-like. The record is from RefSeq and is a predicted model, not a curated record. The transcript is spliced from 7 exons. Lineage: Eukaryota; Metazoa; Mollusca; Cephalopoda; Octopoda; Octopodidae.